GUUAAGCGACCAAUCAUCAUUCAAACAGUCGCUCGGUUAGCCGUGGGACGACAAAUUACUGGUGUGAGCGGAGAAGGGGGUCGCGUCUCUGCUGCAGCUAUUUAACACUGUUACAAUAGUCCGACACUAGUCACCGUAGUUGACUAUCAGUCGCAUGCCCUAGCAAUCAGUAUUAACAGCAACCAUUAAUUCACUGUAUUUAUUUAGCUACAACGAAAGCUGUAUAUAUAAGCAAACUAAAGCUAUAUAUGCUUAAAAAGUGACGUGCAUUUUUUAACAAUAAAAGAUUAAAGAUUGAGUUACCAGAGGUCAAAUAAUCAGCAAUUUUAGUACUUUUCCACUUGUUAAAGAAUUUUUGAAGAAGUUACUAGUUUUGACUAUUUUACUGGUGUCGAAGGAACCCGUAUCGAAAAUUGUCAAGAUAUCGGUAUGCCAACUACAGAUUUUAAUCAGGAGAGCACGACUUCACAAAGCAAUUCAACUAAUGCUAUUAUAAAUGAGAAAAAAGAACAUCUGUACAAAAUCCUUGUAAUUGGCGAACUUGGAGCUGGUAAGACUUCUAUUAUCAAGCGUUAUGUGCAUCAAUUCUUUUCGCAGCAUUAUCGUGCAACUAUUGGUGUCGAUUUUGCUCUUAAAGUAUUAAACUGGGAUCCUCAAACUAUAAUUCGGCUGCAAUUAUGGGAUAUUGCAGGUCAGGAGCGGUUUGGCAAUAUGACUCGAGUUUAUUAUAAAGAGGCAGUUGGUGCGUUUAUAGUGUUUGAUGUAACAAGAAAUGCUACACUGGAUGCAGUAAUUAAAUGGAAGCAAGAUCUUGAUUCUAAAGUUCAACUUUGCGAUGGAUCGCCAAUUCCAUGUGUUUUGUUAGCUAAUAAAUGUGAUCAACCGAAGGAAGGUGUUGUUAAUUUCCCGAAUAAAAUAGAUGAAUAUUGCAAAGAUAAGAAUUUUGCGGGUUGGUUCGAAACAUCUGCCAAAGAAAAUGUUAAUAUUGAAGAAGCUACCAAAUUUUUGGUUAAUAAAAUACUUCAAAAUGAUCAAAUAUUAAAAGGUGGUAGUGCACAAGAUCAACUUGACAGUGAUAAAUUAAUUCUUGAUGAAUCUUCAAUGAGUUCUAAAAAAUUAUGCACUUGCUGA
Molecule: messenger RNA, 1131 nt
Organism: Ceratosolen solmsi marchali
Lineage: Eukaryota; Metazoa; Arthropoda; Insecta; Hymenoptera; Agaonidae
Gene: Rab32
Product: RAS oncogene family member Rab32
Exons: 5
Coding region: 430-1131 (233 amino acids)
Biological process (GO): phagosome-lysosome fusion; endosome to lysosome transport
Cellular component (GO): lysosome; trans-Golgi network; late endosome
Molecular function (GO): GTPase activity; GTP binding
Source: RefSeq, a predicted model, not a curated record